AUCCAUAUAAAACUCUUACCACGUGUCAACACUUGCAUGUCAAACUCCCAGCUGAACGGACAUCUAUCAGACUACCGCUCUACCGCCGGUCCGCCGGCGUGGCACCUAAACCGGCUGGUCCCACUUCGCCGCCACCGAAGAUGGCGUUGACAGCUGCACCGUCGCCGCUGCUCGCCACUCGACCACCAUUAUCCUCCUCUAUUCCAAGAAUAGUUCUCGCUUCUCGCCUAAACAUCGCCGCAUUCUCCAACAGCGGCAUAUGCCUCAGACAUUCCCCUACGUUUGCAAGCCGAAGAUGCUCCGUAACGGCCAAGUCUCAUUCGGGUUCUCCUCUGAUUUCACCGGAAGACAAUUGGGGCACUUGGACGGCUCUUUUCGCCACCGGCGCUUUUAGUCUCUGGUCAGAGAAGACUAAGAUGGGCAGCAUACUAAGUGCUGCAUUAGUUAGCACUUUGGUUGGGCUAGCAGCUAGUAAUGUGGGGAUUAUUCCACAUGGUGCGCCCGCAUAUUCGACCGUGUUGGGGUUUCUGCUUCCAUUGACGAUUCCAUUGCUGUUGUUCAGAGCAGAUUUGAGAAGUGUGUUGAGAUCAACUGGUCCUCUGCUUUUGGCCUUCUUACUAGGAUCAGUUGCCACAGUCGUCGGGACUGUAGUUGCGUUUCUAGUGGUGCCCAUGCGAUCUCUCGGUCAAGAUAACUGGAAAAUAGCUGCUGCUCUCAUGGGGAGUUAUAUUGGUGGAACCAUAAAUUACGUGGCAAUAUGUAAGGCACUAAGUGUCUCUCCAUCAGUAAUGGCCGCGGGUGUUGCUGCUGAUAAUGUUAUCUGUGCAAUAUACUUUAUUGUGCUUUUUGCCUUGGCCUCUAAAAUCCCUUCGGAGGCUUCAACUUCAACCAGUGAUGCUACUGCAACUAUGGAGUCUCGCCCUGAAAGCAAGCUCCCCGUGCUGCAGAUUGCUACAGCAGUUGCGGUUUCCUUUGCAAUCUGCAAAGCCGGUACUUCUUUGACUCGAUUUCUGAGAAUUGAAGGGGCCGAUCUACCAGCAAUUACAGCCAUUGUUGUACUUUUAGCGACGAUAUUUCCUGCUCACUUUCGCCAGCUUGCCCCUACCGGUGAUGCCAUUGCAGUAGUCUUGAUGCAGGUUUUCUUCACUGUCGUCGGGGCGAGUGGGAGCAUUUGGAACGUGGUAAACACUGCGCCCAGUAUCUUCAUGUUUGGUCUUGUUCAAGUGAGUGUGCAUCUGUUUGUGAUCCUGGGAUUGGGGAAACUGUUUGGCGUGGAGUUGAAGUUGUUGCUUUUAGCGUCGAAUGCUAACAUUGGAGGCCCCACCACUGCAUGCGGCAUGGCGACGACGAAAGGAUGGACAUCUUUGGUUGUUCCUGGCAUUCUGGCUGGCAUAUUUGGGAUUUCGAUUGCUACAUUUCUGGGCAUUGGCUUCGGAUUCUGGGUUCUUAAACACAUGUAGUUAGGGGUAACUUAUAGUCCUAGUAUUCUUGUUGAGCAUAAAAUAUAUAUAUAUAAA
Molecule: messenger RNA, 1517 nt
Organism: Ipomoea nil (Japanese morning glory)
Lineage: Eukaryota; Viridiplantae; Streptophyta; Magnoliopsida; Solanales; Convolvulaceae
Exons: 6
Coding region: 141-1460 (439 amino acids)
Source: RefSeq, a predicted model, not a curated record